UCGAGCGCCUGCUCGCCCGCGCUUUUCAGGCUUCUGUUUUCUUCGGGAGGUUCUGUGUUUUCGGAAGAGGUUGCACGGUUCGUUUUAUCCGGCGGCCGUGGUCCUUCCCUGAAUGUGGAAAUGCCGUAGGUAUCUCCUCCCCAGGUAUUGCUGUUUGUCGGGCCCCGCUGAGAGCAAGAAGAGUAAAUAUGUUAAAAGAUCACUGAAAUUGGAUUAUCUGUCAGAAGCAAAUUCACUUGAUCCUUCAAAAAUCACAAAGAAGAAAAGUAUUACAAAUUAUUCUCCAACAACUGGAACUUGUCGAUUGAGCCCAUUUGCUUCUCCCACAAGCUCUAAAGAACAUGAGCACAUAAAUGGACCAUCAAAUGGAAAGAGAAAAAAACUGAAUCAUCUCAGUUUAACCAAAAGAAAGGAAUCUACAAAAGACGAUGAAUUAAUGGUGUUGCUAUCUAAAGUUGAUAAAUCAUCAGAAGAAAUCAUGGAAAUAAUACAAAGUUUAAGUAUUACACAGGCUUUGGAGGACAGUAGAAAGCUUGAAAAUCUCAUUGGUAUCUCCUAUGGACCAUGUUUCUUAAAAAGAGAAAUGAAGAAAACGAAAGAACUAAUGACAAAAAUAAUAAAACAAAAACUGUUUGAAAAGAAGAGUUCAGAACUUUCUAACAAAGAAUUAUGUCGUCUUGACAGCUAUGAAUUCCUUAAAGCCAUUUUAAAUUGAGGUAUUUGGAAGAAAUGUACUUACUAUGAACACCAACUUCUGCAUCUGCCUGAUCAUAUUUAAAGGAACAGAAAUGUCUGUAAUUAAUCUGCCCAGUAAAUACCAGAUCACAGCACUAGGCAGGUGUGUGUCUAGAUAAAAUUUCUUGCAGCUAAUUUAAACUUUCUACACACACCAGUAGAUAAUCUCAAUGUAAAUAAUACAUUUCUUCUUGACCCUUUAAUGAAUAAGCCAACAUGUGGACAAGGAUCUUGACUUAUGUUCUAUAUCAUGUACACUUCUGUAUCCUUUAGGCAUUUGUGGAUAGACUUAAUAAAGCAUUUAUGAAAAUGGC
This is a messenger RNA of Molossus molossus (Pallas's mastiff bat), 1049 nucleotides long. RefSeq names its product integrin subunit beta 3 binding protein (gene ITGB3BP). Gene Ontology annotation, cellular component: nucleoplasm. Gene Ontology annotation, biological process: regulation of DNA-templated transcription; CENP-A containing chromatin assembly. The record is from RefSeq and is a predicted model, not a curated record. The transcript has 9 exons. Lineage: Eukaryota; Metazoa; Chordata; Mammalia; Chiroptera; Molossidae. Bases 113 to 715 code for a protein of 200 amino acids.